Molecule: messenger RNA, 3765 nt
Organism: Crotalus tigris (Tiger rattlesnake)
Lineage: Eukaryota; Metazoa; Chordata; Lepidosauria; Squamata; Viperidae
Gene: NEFH
Product: neurofilament heavy
Exons: 4
Coding region: 30-2768 (912 amino acids)
Biological process (GO): axon development
Cellular component (GO): axon; neurofilament
Molecular function (GO): structural constituent of postsynaptic intermediate filament cytoskeleton
Source: RefSeq, a predicted model, not a curated record
GCUGCCGCAGUGUCCUCUCCGACGGGGCGAUGCUGAGCUACGGCGCGGAGGUUCUCUUCGGCGGCGGCCCCUCCUCUUUCCGCAAGGAUGCCGGCGGCGGCUUGCGCUCGACGGGGCCGGCCGUCUUCUCGCGCUCCGGCGCCGUCUCGCUGGCCUCCAGCGGCUUCCACUCGCAGCCCUGGUCGCGCUGCUCGGGCUCGGCCUCCCGCCGCCAGCUGGGCUCGUCCACCGAGAGCCUGGAGUCGCGGGCCCCGCUGAACGGCGAGCUGCGCGGCGGGCGCAACGAGAAGGAGGUGCUGCAGGCGCUCAACGACCGCUUCGCCGGCUACAUCGACAAGGUGCGCGGCCUGGAGGUGCAGAACCGGCAGCUGGAAGCCGAGACGGCAGCCCUGCGCCAGCAACAGGCCGGCCGCUCGGCGCUGGGCGAGCUGUACGAGCGCGAGAUCCGCGAGAUGCGCGGCGCGCUGGUCCGGGCGGGCAACGAGAAGGGGCAGCUGCGCCUGGAGCAGGAGCGGCUGGAGGAGGAGGUGGCGGCGCUGCGCCAGCGGCUGGACGACGAGGCCCGGCUGCGCGAGGAGCACGAGGCGGCCGCCCGCGCCCUGGCCAAGUUCACCGAGCAGGCCCAGCGGGCCAAGGGCGAGCUGGAGAAGAAGCUGGCCGCCCUGGGCGAGGAGGGUCUCUACCUGCGCCGCAGCCACGGCGACGAGGUGGCCGAGCUGCUGCGCCAGAUCCAAGGCGGCAGCCCGGCUGCCGUCUUCGAGAUGCGCGAGCUGCCCGCCCACCAGUCGGACGUCACCUCGGCGCUCAAGGAGAUCCGCGCCCAGCUGGAGGGGCACGCCUUCAAGAGCUCCCUGCAGUCCGAGGAGUUUUUCCGAGUGAAGCUGGACAAGCUGUCGGAAGCUGCCAAGGUGAACACGGACGCCAUCCGCGGUGUCCAAGAGGAGUUAUCGGAAUAUCGCAGGCAGCUGCAGUCCAAAACAACAGAGUUGGAAACUCUUCGAGGAAUGAAGGAGUCCUUGGAGAGACAGAGGCUGGACGUUGAAGAUCGCCACCAAUUGGAUGUCCAGUCUUAUCAGGAUACAAUUGCCCAGCUGGACAACGAGCUGAGGAAUACCAAGUGGGAAAUGGCCGGGCAGAUCAGAGAAUACCAAGAUCUGCUGAACGUCAAAAUGGCUCUAGAUAUCGAGAUAGCUGCCUACAGGAAGCUGCUGGAAGGAGAGGAAUGCCACUUUGGCAGUGGGAUGGGGAUUUUCCCUUUCCCCGAAAUCCCGCCCAAGUCCCCGAGCAUUCCCACUCACAUCAAAGUCAAAAGUGAGGAGAAAAUUCAAGUGGUGGAGAAGUCAGAGAAGGAGACGGUGAUUGUCGAAGAGCAGACGGAGGAAGUGCAGGUGACCGAAGAAGUGACGGAGGAAGAAGAAGAGGGUGAGAAAGAAGAGGAAGCGGGAAAGGAGGAGGAGGAAGAGGAGGAAGCAGAAGAGGAAAAAGAAGAAGCUGAAGGAAAAGAAAGGGAAGAAGCUGGAACAGGAAAAGGAUCUCCGUCUGUGGAGGAGACCUCGUUGCCAGAAAAGAAGGGAGAGGAAGCCAAAUCUCCUGAGAAGGUGAGUUCUCCCGCAAAAGAGGAAGCCAAGUCCCCCGCCAAAGUCACGUCUCCUACAAAAGAAGAAACUAAGCCUCCAGCCAAAGUGGUGUCACCUACCAAGGAAUUGUUGAAAGUCCCGGGCAAGAAACCGGUGGAAGAGGCAACAUCCCCCAUCAAAGAAGAACGCAAAUCUCCAGCAAAACCUGCAUCUCCCGCCAAGGAAGGCAGCCGGACUCCAGAAAAGCUGAAAUCUCCAACCAUGGAAGCAGACAAACCUCCAGCUCUGAAGAUCCCAGAGAAAGUGGCUUCCCCAACAAAAGAGGACCUCAAGACACCAGAGAAGCCGAAAUCUCCAAUGAAGGAGGCAGAAAAACCUCCAGCUGUGAAAAUGCCAGAGAAAGUCGCUUCCCCAACAAAAGAGGACCUCAAACCUCCGGAAAAACUCAAGCUUCCUCCAAAAGAGGAAGCUAAAUCUCCAGAGACGGUCAAGACCCCCGUCAAGGAAAAGGCUAAAUCUCCCGAAAAAGAGGCAGCACCCCAAAAGGAACCAGCCAAGCCGGCUGCCAAAGAGGAGAAAGAAGAAAAAGAAGUGCCAGCCAAGCCCGUGGCCGAGAAGAAACCGAGCAAGAAAGAAGAGGAGAUCAAGCCGGAGAGCCCAACCAAGGAAGCUCCAAGGGCAGAAGCCAAGGAGAAGGAGAAGAAGGCCGAAGACCAAGGGGAAAAGAAACAAAGCCCCAAGGCCAAGUCACCUACCCUUGAUGGGAAAAAUGCAACUGCUGCUCCCAAGGCUGAGGACAGCAAGGGGAAGGAGAAGGAGGCCACCACCAAACCACCAUCCAAACCAGAACCGGAGAAAGAGGUGGAGAAAGGGAGCAAGGCACCUGGGCCGAAAUCUCCAGCCGAGGAAGUGAAAGCCAAGACCCCAAGCCCACCGGCCAAGAAGGAAGCCGAGAAGGCCCAGGCCGAGGAGAAGAAAGCCGAGCCCAAGAAGGAGGAGAAAGAGAAACCCAAAGCAGCAGAGAAACCCAAAGAAGAAGCUCAGAAGACCUCAAGCCCCAAAGAGUCUCCCACAGUGGAGGGUCCCAAAGAGCCCCCAAAGGCAAGCAAGACGGAGAAAGCCGAAAAGUCAUCCGGGAUGGAGCCCAAAGACAGCAAAGCCUCCGAAAAAGAAGAGAAGACCAAGAAAUGACCAGAAGAGGCUGGAGGUGUCUUGAGACCGGCACCAAAGGACUUGGAAGACCACCUGUCUCGGGACUGGCUCUCCUCCAGGCUAGAUUGAGGGGAGGCACCUCGGAUGCAUGUUUGCAAUACGUCGAUCCGGGAGGAAAGAACCAACCCACGCCUAAGCCACGAUCGAUCUGAGACUCGGGUGGGGAAAAACAAACAAACAAAGGAACCCCGGAUGGUUGGUUCCAAUAUGUUAUUGACAGCUUCCGUAGCCGAAUGUGAUAUAUGCAGAAUGCCAUUUAAGCACUUGAAUUAUUAAAGGGGGAGGGAAGGGGGAGGGGGGAUCGAUAGUUGACUGCCCUUCUCAGAUAAGUGCAUUUAUUUCCCAAAGAGGGGCAAGGGGGGGGGCCCACACGCAAUAAACUCAGAUGCCGAAUAUAGCAAGAGCUGGAGUUCUGCUUCGGAGAGAUGACUUAAGGACAGAGAAAUCUCCCAAAAGAAAUGCUUUAAAGAUUGCUCAAGGUCGUUCGAUGUGCACUGCUUGCACAGGAGUGUGGACGGCAGGCCUUAAAUCCAGCCCUUGGUUUUCUCAGGAGGAAAUGUAUUUUCAGGGGAGGCCUGUAGAAAAGCAGGGGUCGAAGUGUGGGGGGGCUCGUCCCCUCCAUUCAGCCCCCACCGCUGUCUCAGAGGAGCCUUCUCAGGUGCUGGCUUGGCCCAAGAGUUAAAAGAAUUUGAGGCGGAGGAUUUUUUAAAAUCCCCACACUCAAACUCUCCGGCUCCUUUGCGGCAGAGCAGGGACACCCCCUGCCCCAAACCUCAUUAGGAGGGAAAAACCGGUGUAGUUUUGUAGCGUCGAACACCUCUUGACAUGAGCAAUCCCGUGUGCGGAUACAUAUUCACAGACACGCACACACACACACACACACACAAAGAUUAAAAAGUGCAUUACACCAUGUCAAAACGUUCACCUCCGGUUGCUUCUGUGCAAUAAGACGCCAAUUAAAAAAAUGCUUACAAUA